Aspergillus melleus is the source of this 1521-nucleotide messenger RNA. Its product is annotated as FAD-binding oxidoreductase. Lineage: Eukaryota; Fungi; Ascomycota; Eurotiomycetes; Eurotiales; Aspergillaceae. Bases 1 to 1521 code for a protein of 506 amino acids. Gene Ontology annotation, molecular function: FAD binding. The record is from RefSeq and is a predicted model, not a curated record. The transcript has 7 exons.
AUGCCUUCGGUCCCAUCAGGCUGUAGAGCCUUCGCCCUCCAUCCCCUCAUUUACAUGUUCAUUCUCAUGAUCCUCGCCCCGGUCGCAACCGCCAAUAUCUGCUCCGAGCUUGAGGCCCAAGGCUUGACCGUUGAAAAGCACUUCACUGCUAAAUACAACCGCAUUGUCAAGGACUACUGGUCAGGCAUCUGUGCUGACCUUCAUCCGUCCUGUAUUGUUACACCUGCCAAUGCUCGGGAGAUGGCCCAAGUUGUCAAGGCGCUGCAUGACGUUGACGAUCUGUUCGCCGUCAAGUCGGGCGGCCACAUGGCCAGUCCCGGAUUUGCGAGCGUCAGGGAUGGUCUACUGAUUUCCACCAAGAAACUGAACCAGGUUACUUACAAUCCAGAUGACAAGACGGCUUUCGUUGGUCCUGGACUCUCGUGGGAAGAUGCUCAACAGAAGCUUCGGGGCACGGGCAGAGCACUUGUCGGUGGGAGACUUGGGGGUGUGGGAGUCGGGGGACUCAUGCUUGGUGGCGGAAUGAGCUUCUUGAGUACCCAGUAUGGCUGGGCAGCCAACAACGUGGUCAAUUACGAAGUGGUUCUUGCCAACGGAACGAUCGUAAAUGCCAAUAAGAAGGAGAACGCCGGUCUCUUCGGUGCUCUCAAAGGCGGCGGCAACAACUUCGGCAUCGUCACUUCCUAUAGGCUUCAAACCCAGCCUCAGAAUCACAAGGUCUGGGGCGGAGAAUUCAUUUAUCCCGAUUCCAGCCAAGCUGUCCAGGUCAUGAAAGCCAUUCGCGAUUUCGCCGAGUAUUAUCCUGACGAGAAGGCGGGUAUCAUCGCUACGACCCAGUACACGCCUACUCUCCAGUCCUGGGUCAUCUUUACGUUCUACGAUGGGCCCCAGCCGCCUAAGGGUGUCUUCGACAAUUUCACCGCCCUCCAUCCCAAAGAGGUGACUAAGACGUGGGAUUCAUAUGACGAGCUGCUGAAAGCCAACGAUAUCCACAUCCUCAAGGAUCGACGAUACACCUCAUUUACCGAGACGAUGCCGGUUCCCAACGCCGCCUGUGGCCCCCAAGUCAUGAAGAAAAUCCGUGAUCACUGGUUCAACACCACCGCGACAGUUCUGGACGUGCCAGACAUGAUCGGGGCGUUGGCACUGCAGCCGCUGCCUCGCAAGAUGUCCCGAGAGGUUAAGAAUAGAGGUGGUGAUCUCUAUAACUUCUCCACCGAUCAGGACUACUUCAUCGUCAACUUCGACUUCUCGUACUUUAAUGCAAGUUUCGACGAGACGAUUGCGACCGCGAAUCAAAAGAUAUUGGAAGGACACGAGAACAUCAUCGAGGAUUUCAUCGAUGACGGUGUACUUCCGGAUGUGCACCGUCCUUUGUUCAUGAAUGAAGCCGACGGUGAGCAAGAUUACUGGGGACGGUUGGAACCUGAGACGACAGAGUGGGCCCGCGAGGUGAGAGAGAGGUAUGACCCUGAGAUGUUUUUCCAGACACGCACGAGCGGCGGGUUUAGGCUGGGAUAG